UCUUAUGGAAGAUGACUGGAACCUAAAGAUUACAGACUUUGGUCUAUCUGAGUUUGUAGAUGGCAAUGGGGCCGCUACUGAAAUUGGUACAGUGCGAUACAUGGCACCAGAAGUGAUUUAUACAGAAGGCAACGUAAUACGAAACUACAAAAGCAGGGCAGAUAUAUGGAGUGUCGGCUGCACAGUGUUAGAGAUGAUUAACGGGAAACAACCAAACUCGUCAGUUCCAACACAGCAGAUUGUUUUCCAGACCUACCUGGGGAACCCUCUUAAAUAUCAACUACCUGAAGCGUCAUCUGUUUACUUGAAAGAGUUUUUAGAAAGGAUUUUACAGCAGGAAUCUAACUUAAGGCCAACUGCUGAGUGGUUAUUAAAAAACGACCCGUUUAUUAAAGGGACUGACGGGCUGGAGAGUUUUGUUGAGAUUAAAUAA
Molecule: messenger RNA, 433 nt
Organism: Physella acuta
Lineage: Eukaryota; Metazoa; Mollusca; Gastropoda; Physidae
Biological process (GO): protein phosphorylation
Cellular component (GO): cytoplasm
Molecular function (GO): ATP binding; protein serine/threonine kinase activity
Source: RefSeq, a predicted model, not a curated record